GGAAGCAAUUUCCCCCUUCAUAUUAUCUGUUUUUUUUUCUUUUCUUUGCUCAACAGCGGACGCGUGUUCUAUGAGAAAUAUUUCAAUGGGCGGCUGAAACUGUGAAAAGAAGACAGAUGUAGUUCGGCGCUGGAAGAGGUGAAGCACAUCCCCCAGCAUGUGGAAACGUCUCACUGAAUAUGUGUAUGUAAAGAAAAUCUGAGGAAAUUGCUGCUGAUGAACGACAAGACGAGGCGUUUGGUACAGAAUAAUGGCAGCACCUGAUCUCCUGGAUCCAAAAUCAGCAACACAUAACUCCAAACCUCGCCUGUCCUUUUCAAUCAAACCCAUAGUUUUAAAUUCAUAUGAUGACAGUGACUCAAUCAUAACAGUAAUGAAGUGGAAAAAAGUCUCUGCCAUCUUUCUUUUGGUUGUACUGUAUUUGAUCAUUGGUGCUACAGUGUUCAAAGCCCUGGAGCAGCCUCAUGAGAGCUCGCAGAAGCUUGCGAUUCUGGAUGGGAAGCUGGAGUUCCUAUCUAGCCACUCUUGCGUGAACUCCACCGAGCUGGAGGAACUCGUUCAGCAAGUGGUGGCAGCAUUAAGAGCUGGUGUUAACCCCUCUGGAAAUUACUCCAAUCAGACCAGCAUAUGGGACCUUAGUAGUUCCUUCUUCUUUGCUGGCACCGUCAUAACCACCAUAGGCUUUGGAAAUAUUUCCCCACAUACUAGAGGUGGGAGAAUAUUCUGUAUCAUCUAUGCCUUGCUGGGAAUUCCACUCUUUGGGUUUCUUUUGGCUGGAGUUGGGGAUCAGCUGGGGACAAUUUUUGGAAAAGGAAUAGCCAAAGUUGAAGACAUAUUUGUUAAAUGGAACGUGAGCCAAACCAAGAUACGUGUGAUAUCUACCGUCUUGUUCAUCCUCUUUGGUUGCCUGCUGUUUGUAGCCAUCCCUGCAAUCAUAUUCCAACAUAUAGAAGGCUGGAGUACACUUGAGUCUAUCUAUUUUGUUGUUAUCACCUUAACGACUAUUGGGUUUGGUGAUUUUGUAGCAGGUGGAUCGGAAACUGAAUACCUGGAUUUCUAUAAACCGGUUGUAUGGUUUUGGAUCCUGGUUGGCCUUGCUUACUUUGCUGCUGUUCUUAGCAUGAUAGGAGACUGGUUCCGGGUGAUAUCCAAGAAAACAAAAGAAGAGGUGGGAGAGUUCCGUGCCCAUGCUGCCGAAUGGACAGCUAAUGUCUCGGCAGAGUUCAAAGAGACUCGCAGGCGCCUGAGUGUGGAUAUCUAUGACAAGUUUCAACGAGCUGCUUCCAUCAAACGCAAACUGUCAGCGGAGCUGGGGCUCAACCCCAAUCAAGAGCUGACUCCGGGCAUGAGGACUCUCUCUGUUAACUUUACAGAUGAACGAGAAAGAGAUGCCCCCCAAACCUUGACAAAAAACGACAGCCUUUACCUGAAUGGCUUGAGUGCACAGUACGCCAGUGGGGAAAUUGCUGUCAUUGAACACAUUAAAUAAAACUAACAAUGGAUGCUGAUUCAUUCACAGUAAUUUACAUGGUAUCUAUGGACUGCAUUGAACCCAGUAUGUACCAGUGAUAUUGGAUUACAAGAGUUUACUGCACUUUGAGCAUUGGUAGGUCAAGGUGAAAUCAAUGUAUAUUGCAUAAAAGCAAUGACUGUCAAGUGAGGGUAAAUCCUUUUUUUAAAUGAAUCAGGAAAUCAGCUUGGAUAAAUUGGCUCAGUUGAUACAUCACCAUAUGUGGCUUGGUGUGGAUGCUGACAAUUUGGUUGGAGCAUCGACUUUUUUAUUGACUACUGAAUAAGAAACGCUAAUGGAUUACUUCAUGCCUUGUACCAACUGCAUCUGUGUCUACAAAGGAGAAUUUCUAGCUCUAAUUACAGGCCCUUAUAUCUUGAAGUGGAGGCGUAGCUUUUUUUUUUUCUUAAGGAAAUUGAAUAGUGCCUUACAUAAUACCCAUCUUAUAAAUAUUGCAUGUUUGAAUGAUUAAAUUAAUUACUCUUUUUUUAUAAAACUGAUAUCCACCUGAAUGUGAGGAUUGUAAAUGACGAACAUAAUGGACUGAAGGCAAACCCAAAGGACAUCAAAGUAACACUUGUAACACAAGUUUAAUUGACUGCAGUUGCAAAGGCACACUUUGGUAAAAUCUUUUUUUUUUCAUUCCCAUAAACCUACACAGAAAAGCAAAUGUUUUUCAGUUUAAACAGCAGGUCUGUCUGAAUAGGUUGAAAUGAUAUCUCUUUUGUGUGUUGAUAUAUCUAAAUUAGCGUCACUGGCCUUGGUUUCACAUUAAUGACAUUUAAUAAUUAUCUGUUUUUAUCACAUGUAUAUCUUCAUAAUUGAUUGACCAUGUUAUAGAGCAUUAUUUUUUCCAGACAUAAAGUAUGUUGAAAAAAUAUAAACAUGAAUCUUAGAAAGUAAGCAUGCUUUUCAGUUAUCUGUAAAUUCAGUAAUAUUAACUAAACUAAGGGGGACAUGUAUCAAGAUCGACCAGCACAGUGCUAAGUUGGCGGAGUGUAAAGUAGCGCUCUGCCAUGGCACAAAUGUUACCACAUCCCGAAUGUAUUAACUAGCCCAAACUUUAUGAGGCACGGCAUAAGCUGGCACAUUUAAAUGCAAAAUUUCUGCUGCGCCGAUGUUCUGAAACCUCAAAAUGGACUACCGGCAGCAGUCCAAAUGGGCUACCUCAAUUGAACAAUAGUUAGGUCAUUUGGCAAUGAGCCGUGUUGACAAUGGAUAAAACCAAAUAUACAUAAUGAAAAGGAUGUGAACCAAGUUUAUUAUACGAUGAAUUCAAACAAUUGUAUUUUACAAACAAUAAAAUAGCUGGUAUCGAGCUAUAAUUUAAUUCUCAGGGAGAUCAGAAAGGGUAAUGCAGACCCUAAAUACUCUCCCUUCUUCUCAGUACUCUUCUUCUGUUCCUGGGUUGUUCAGGAGUCUGUGCUUUCCGUUGUAAGAAAUGCCCCCGAACAUUGACAAUAGCACUAAUUUCACGGAAAUCGUGUAUUUGACUGCCUACUGUGAAAAAUGUGCAUUUUAUUUUCCGUACAGUAUUUUACAUUACUCUUCACCUCCAAUGUUCAUUUCAUACUUUUAUCAAGUAGAAGCAGCGCUACAGUAGCUGUACACGGUCCGGCUCAAUGCCAUGCAUUUGGUUACUACGACAACAGGGUCAAACAAAAACCGGCUUCAUGAUUGGUGAAUUCCUCAUACUGUGCAAUAACAUUUUUACAUACUACUAAUGUACAGUGUUACAAAGAAAAGCACAAAAGCUUCGGUUUUGUCAUUUCAGGUUUUGCAGUUAACGUGUUUAAUACCAAUACAUGUUUAAUACCUGUAUUUUGGGAUUAGAGGAAGCAAAAUAGGCUAUGAGAAUUACACAUUUUAAUUGAUGUGUCAACCUAAGUUUUAAAGGUUUACAAAACUCGAAAAUGUUGCUGAAUUUGUCAUCCAAGGUUAUUUUUAAAAAGUCUAUUUUGUCUGCUUGUUACUUUUUUUGCAGACCAUUUUAAACGUCUUGUUUCCUGAGGAAGUUUGUUACAUUUUUCAAGAUGUUUCAAUAGCGAAUAGUGUUACAAUGUGAAUUUUUAAAGAGUUGACUAGGAGUAGCUAGGCUAAAUGUUAAAAUGUUUCAGCCUUGGCUUUUGGGUGAUGUUCUUGAUGAACUAUCAAUGAUAACACAUUUUAGGCGACUUACAUCAGUAGAAUAUAAUGUAAAUAGAAAAUGUGUUGUUUUUUUUAUUUUUUUUACAAAUGUCGGUUUUGUGACACACCAUGAAAUUUGUUGUUUUUUUAUUGUCAUUCGUGAUUCUUUUAAAAAUACAGUGAAUUUUCUGGGCCCCUCUAUGACUGCUACCAUAAUGCUCUUUCCUAUCAGCUGCUUUCUGGCUUUCUUUGCACCCAAAUAAGACCAAUUUGAAAUCAGUCUUAUUUGUGGACCCGUUAAGGGUUGGUGCAGCUGUUCUGCCGCUUCAUAAAUCUCAUUUUAAUAUCACAGACUUUGUUUACAAAUGAGCCCCACCUACAAUUUGCCCAUGCAUAUAAUUAAGGCUAAAUGCAUGGCUAAUGAGCAACAGAGUGCAUUGCAUGGCGAAGCACAUUCUGGAUGUGCUAACAUGGCCUUAACUUUCCAAAAGUGUCAUGAUACAUACUGGGCAAUUGUAAGGCCGGCAUAAACUCUGUGCUAUGGCCUUAAUGCCGUCGCAAAUGCUUGAUACAUGUCCCCUUAAGUUUUUAGUUUUGACAAACCUUUAGAGCUGCGCUUGUGAAUUGAUUGAUAUAUAUAUACAGUACUGUGCAAAAGCUUUAGG
Molecule: messenger RNA, 4302 nt
Organism: Acipenser ruthenus (sterlet)
Lineage: Eukaryota; Metazoa; Chordata; Actinopteri; Acipenseriformes; Acipenseridae
Product: potassium channel subfamily K member 2-like
Exons: 7
Coding region: 251-1489 (412 amino acids)
Biological process (GO): stabilization of membrane potential; potassium ion transmembrane transport
Cellular component (GO): membrane
Molecular function (GO): potassium ion leak channel activity; outward rectifier potassium channel activity
Source: RefSeq, a predicted model, not a curated record